This is a messenger RNA of Aplosporella prunicola CBS 121167, 3209 nucleotides long. RefSeq lists its product as uncharacterized. Gene Ontology annotation, molecular function: voltage-gated chloride channel activity. The transcript has 7 exons. The record is from RefSeq and is a predicted model, not a curated record. Gene Ontology annotation, cellular component: Golgi apparatus; early endosome; membrane. Lineage: Eukaryota; Fungi; Ascomycota; Dothideomycetes; Botryosphaeriales; Aplosporellaceae. Gene Ontology annotation, biological process: transmembrane transport; chloride transport. Bases 316 to 3057 code for a protein of 913 amino acids.
CUCAAAGAAAAGAUGAAAGCUACGACCUUGGAACCCGCGGGGUCGGAUUUAGCUCGCGCACGCUAGCAUGUCAAUGCUCGUGUUUGCGGAUCGAUCUCGCAUCCCCCAGCGGCGGUGACGAAGAGGAUACAAGAAUGGGGAGCGAUGAGGUUAGGAGAGCUAUCGGAUGAGAGAGACCAACUUGCGGAACACGACCGAGAUGAUUGUGCGACAACAACUUUUACGGUGGAUUUGUACGCGUCGUCCAUGAGCGUCGACCGCAAGCGGCGUCCUCUUGGCAGCCCAAGCUUCCCGCUCCGCCGGCAGGGCUGAGACAUGCGAGGCGCCUGGAAUCAGCGCCGCCGCGACAUCCAACGACGCAGAACAUGCCACCUGCACUCACCCUCGCAUCAGCAUCCCCCGGGCAUGUCGAGCUCAUCCUCAGGUCUUUCCGUUCCUAGCCCGUCGGCUGUGCCGGGCACGACGGACGCGGUGGAGCAGCCCUACGUCGACGACAGCGCUGCCCUCAGCGAUGACGACGCCUCCCUCCUGGCCACGGAUCCCCUGGGCAUCGCGCAUGGCGACAGGCUGUCGUUCAAGCGCAAGCAGAGGCCCUCCAAUGGCUUCUCCGUCCCCGGCCUCCUCGGCGGUGCCUCCCGCCGCUCCUCCAACACCCCGCAGCGACCCUCGUCGUCGCGCGCCGGGCACCAGCGCAACCGCAGCGUCGCCUUUGACGGUUCCGAUAACGGCCUCCCCCAUCUAAACCUCAACGGACACGCGCUCGACGGCUCAGACCCCUCCGGCGUCGAUUGGAACAUCGAGGGCCCCGGCCGCCGCGUGGGUUACGAUGACCUCACGGCCAUUGACUGGAUAUUCGAGUACUCAAAGGAGCGCCAGCGCUUGCGGAAGCUGUACGCGGGCGCACAUGGCGUGGUGGGCCAGAUACGGCAGAUUGCGGACGCGAGCCAGAUAUGGCUGGUCUUGAUCGCGACGGGUCUGGCAAGCGGGCUCAUCGCGGCUUUCAUUGAUGUGGCGAGCGAUUGGCUGGGUGACCUAAAAACGGGAUAUUGUAGUAAUGAGGGAGGGGACGGAAAGUUCUACUUGAACAAGAUCUUCUGCUGCUGGGGCUUUGACGAGUUCGCACAGUGCGCCGACUGGCAUUCUUGGAGUAAUGCUUUGGGUGCCAAAUCCAAAGGAGGUAGCUAUUUUUCAGAGUACUUUGUCUUCGUCAUUCUGUCGGUAUUCUUUGCUGCAUGUGCAAGCAUUUUGGUCAAGCAUCACGCUAUUUACGCGAAACACAGCGGAAUUGCUGAGAUCAAGACGGUCUUGGGCGGUUUCGUCAUUCGGUAUUUCAUGGGCACAUGGACACUGGUGAUCAAGUCCUUGGGCCUGUGUCUCGCUGUCGCCUCCGGCCUCUGGCUGGGCAAGGAAGGUCCUUUGGUUCAUGUUGCGUGUUGUUGCGCGAACCUUUUCAUGAAGCUAUUCCCAGUCUUAAAUGAUAAUGAAGCACGAAAACGCGAGGUACUUUCUGCUGCCUCUGCGGCUGGCAUCUCAGUAGCUUUUGGGUCUCCCAUUGGAGGAGUCUUGUUCAGUCUUGAACAAUUAUCAUACUAUUUCCCUGAUAAGACCAUGUGGCAGAGCUUCGUCUGCGCCAUGAUCGGCGCGGUGUCUCUCCAUUCGUUCGAUCCCUUCCGGACGAACAAGCUCGUCAUGUAUCAAGUCACAUACCACACGGGCUGGCACGGUUUCGAGCUGAUUCCUUUUGCAUUCCUCGGCGUGCUGGGCGGUCUCUACGGUGGCCUCUUCAUCAAACUCAAUAUGAAAGUAGCACGGUGGCGCCGCGACCGGCCCUAUUUCAAGGGGCCUGUUCGGGAAGUGAUUGUGGUUGCUUUCUUAUGCGCCAUUAUCAACUUUCCGAUCAAGUUCAUGCGUGCGCAAGCAUCGGAGCUUCUCUACUUCCUGUUCGCCGAAUGUCGCGAUAUCGCGGAUGAUUCGCUUGGUCUUUGUAAGUCUGGCAGGGCCAACACAGGUGUUGUCACUCUCUUGGUGAUCUCCGCCUUUCUUGGAUUCUUCCUGGCCACAAUUACGUUUGGUCUACUGCUGCCGACGGGAAUUCUCCUCCCGUCAAUGGCUAUCGGCGCACUCUACGGCCGCGCUGUCGGCCUCUUUGUCCAAGUCAUUCAAACCUCACACCCCAAGUUGUACCCCUUUACCUCGUGUGAGCCCGAUGUUCCUUGCGUUACACCAGGGACGUACGCGAUCAUCGGCGCGGCGUCAGCACUUGGCGGGGCGACGCGCAUGACAGUCACGAUCGUGGUGAUCAUGUUCGAGCUCACGGGAGCAUUAACCUACGUCCUACCCAUUAUGAUCGCCGUUAUGAUCAGCAAGUGGGUAGGCGACGCGAUCUCGGCGCGCGGCAUCUACGAGGCCUGGAUCAACUUCAACGGGUACCCGUUCCUCGACAACCGCGAGGACAACAACUCGUCGAUCCCGGACCUGCCCGCGGCACAGGUGAUGACGCGGCUGGACGACCUCGUCGUCAUCACGGCAACGGGGCACACGAUAUCGAGCCUUAAGGCGCUGCUGGCCGCGCACUCGUUCCGCGGCUUCCCCAUCAUCGACAACCCGCGGCACGCGCUGCUGCUAGGCUACAUAUCGCGAACGGAGCUCGCGUACGCGCUGUCCAGCGCCCUUUCGCCACCCAAAAACCUCUCCCCCGACGCGGAAGCGCAUUUCUCGCACCAGCCGCUGGCGGACCAGACGGCGAGUCUGGACCUCAGGCCGUGGAUGGACCAGACGCCCAUGACGCUGAAUGCGCGCGCCAGCUUGCAGCUUACGAUCAGCAUGUUCAGCAAGCUGGGGCUGCGCUACGUUGUCUUUGUCGAGAAGGGCUGCUUGCGCGGCUUGCUGACUAAGAAGGACGUCUGGUUCGUGCUUAAUGGGGCGGAGGAGGCGGGGGGGCUGCUGGGGGAUGAGAUGGAGGUGGGUGGCUUGAGGGAGGAGGGGGCAGCCCCUGAGGAGAGGGGCUUGUUGCGUGGGGAUGCGGGGAGCGAUGAUGGCGUUGGGGGACCGGGUUGAAGGCGCCUUUGUGUACGUCUGUUUGUCUGUCUGUCUGUCUGUGGGCGCAUUUUCUUGCGGGGCUAGGAGGCUGUAGAGGGGGGUUUUGGUACGUAGGAGGCGGUAUAGACUUUUUUUAGUCAAAUAGAAUUGGUAUUCUUGUUUGAGGGGUU